Molecule: messenger RNA, 1129 nt
Organism: Panicum virgatum (switchgrass)
Lineage: Eukaryota; Viridiplantae; Streptophyta; Magnoliopsida; Poales; Poaceae
Product: nuclear transcription factor Y subunit B-4-like
Exons: 2
Coding region: 258-752 (164 amino acids)
Biological process (GO): regulation of transcription by RNA polymerase II
Cellular component (GO): nucleus; CCAAT-binding factor complex
Molecular function (GO): DNA-binding transcription activator activity, RNA polymerase II-specific; RNA polymerase II cis-regulatory region sequence-specific DNA binding; protein heterodimerization activity
Source: RefSeq, a predicted model, not a curated record
UUGUCUCUCCGCCAAUAAAACAAGAGAGCCACCGUGUAUAAAACAACAGAGGCAGAGAAGAGAGACCGACCGAUCGAUCGUCACCGGGCGAGGCGAGACCGCGAGAGAGACUACAUACUAGCUAGACGGCCAGCCGGGAGCGAGCGGCCUAUAGCGACAGCAAGCAGCAAGAACACGCGAGCACCAGAGAGGGAGAGAGAGAGAGGGCCGGGCCGGGCCGGCCGGGAAUAAAGCGAGCGAGCGAGCGAACGGCAUCCAUGGCCGACCACCACGGGCAGGGGGGGCGCGGCGGCCCGGGGGCAGAGGAGAUCAAGGAGCAGGACCGGCUGCUGCCCAUCGCCAACGUCGGGCGCAUCAUGAAGCAGAUCCUGCCGCCCAACGCCAAGAUCUCCAAGGAGGCCAAGGAGACGAUGCAGGAGUGCGUGUCCGAGUUCAUCAGCUUCGUCACCGGGGAGGCCUCCGACAAGUGCCACAAGGAGAAGCGCAAGACCGUCAACGGCGACGACGUCUGCUGGGCCUUCGGCGCCCUCGGCUUCGACGACUACGUCGACCCCAUGCGCAGGUACCUCCACAAGUACCGCGAGCUCGAGGGCGACCGCGCCGCCGCCGCCGCGUCCUCCCGCGGGGGCGGGGGCUCCACGUCCACCUCGGCCGGCCCCGACGCCGGGGCAGGAGCAGGACCCAGCAGCGGUCAUUUCAUGUUCGGCGCCAUGGACAGGAGCGAUAACAACAGCUCCUCCAGGCCCUUUUAAUCCAUCUUAAUUCUUGCCCAAGAGCUCAUCGCUUUCUACUCAUUUUUGGAGAGGUAGCGUAGAUCGAUGGGAACACCAGGAGCGAGGAACAGGCUAGUGAUGUAUUUGAUCGGUGAAGAUGGCCGGAGCUGAGACCUACCGGCCGGAGGAUCAUAUAUAUCGUCGGUCGGAGGUGCAUGUAACUGCACUGCACAUGAUCGAUCGACUCGGUCUGAUUUAUUUAAUUGGCAUCAGAAUGUUAAUUUGCAUUGUCUCUAGUCUGCACAUUGUUACGUAGCUUAAUUAAUUUCAGUUGAUUUUAGUUUUGUAGCCGGCGGCCGGUAAGAAUAAUAUAUAUUCUAGAUUCAAAAGUUAUUGAUGCUGCUCUUGGCUCGUAA